This is a messenger RNA of Meloidogyne enterolobii, 309 nucleotides long. The record is from the annotation of a GenBank genome assembly. Lineage: Eukaryota; Metazoa; Nematoda; Chromadorea; Rhabditida; Meloidogynidae.
GUAAAGAGUUUGUCUAAAAAUUUUUGGUUGCCCAAUGGUAGUGACUGGCUUGACAACCCUUCCAAGGAGUAUAUGUGGGAAGGAAAAAUGGGAAGAGGAGGGGAGGAAGAAUCGAUGUUUAGUCGAAGCGAAGACAUAAAAUGUUGUAUGGGGGAGCGAAUGAAGUGGUGGCAAAAAAAGGAAUUGGCUGCGUGCGUCAUUGCUAAAAUUUUUGCUGUAGUAAUGAGGGGGAGUUUAGAGAAAGAAAAGUCGGGGAUAGAGAAAGAGUAUAUAUAUGUCUCUAACUCUUCAACAAACUUCUCUUUUUAA